Messenger RNA from Pseudopipra pipra, 1035 nucleotides. It is a transcript of the gene PHPT1, whose product is annotated as phosphohistidine phosphatase 1. The record is from RefSeq and is a predicted model, not a curated record. The transcript has 3 exons. Gene Ontology annotation, biological process: peptidyl-histidine dephosphorylation. The coding region runs from base 387 to 746 and encodes 119 amino acids. Gene Ontology annotation, cellular component: cytosol. Gene Ontology annotation, molecular function: protein histidine phosphatase activity. Lineage: Eukaryota; Metazoa; Chordata; Aves; Passeriformes; Pipridae.
GGCGCUGCCCGGGGUUGCAGAGACGGGGAGGCAGAGCCCCGGCCGCGGCAAAGGGCCCGCGCCCGCUGUCACCCGGAGCAGCCGCAGCCCCGCUGCCACUGCCCUUCCCCAGCCAGGACCCGCUGCCGCUCCCGCUGCUGCCACCGCCGGGGCCGGGCCGGGCCGGGCCGGGCCGGGCCGGGCUGGGCUGGGCCGCAGCAGCCCCGGCGCCCCCAGAGGCGCGGCCCCGCCCGCCAGGACCCUGCGCCUCCGGCGCGGCUUCACCGCCCGGCUGUGGGCGGGGCCUAGCCCGCGGGCGCCAGUUGGCCGGUGGGACGGAAGGGGCGGGGCGGGCGCUGGCGCUGGUUGGGCGCUGCCCCGGAGGGAGCGGGGCGGGCCGGGCUGGCAUGGCGGGCACGGCGCUGUCGCGGGUGCCGGUGGUGCAGAUCGAUGGCGAUGGCGUGUUCAAGUACGUGCUGCUGCGGGUGCGCGGCGCUGGCGCGCCACACAAGGACGUCGUGCGCGGCCACGGCUGGGCCGAGUACCACGCCGACCUGUUCGAGCGCACCGCGGAGGAACUGGCGCGGCACGGCCUGAGCUGCGAGUGCUUGGGCGGCGGCCGCCUCGCCCACCGCCCCGAGGAGAGGAAGAUCCACGUCUACGGGUACUCGGUGGGCUUUGGGCGAGCUGACCAUGCUGUGACCACGGAGAAGCUGAAGGCCGAGUACCCCGACUACGAGAUCACCUGGGCAGACGAAGGUUACUGACUGCUCUGGCCGUGGGGCCAGCCUGGAGCUGGCACGGUGCCGAGGCAGUGCCAGCAGGCUCCCUGUGCCCAGCAGUGCUCUGGGCUCUCUUGCUUUUCCUCUGUGAGAACUCGCCUGUUCCCCACCGUCGCUGGACUGUCCAUGUGCCAGGUGCUCCUGCCUUCCUGGCAUGGCAAAGCUGGUGAAGUCAGUGGUCACUCCAUCCCAGCCUCCCGGUGCCGGGGGCUCAUCCCACGCGUGUCUGUGAGAAUUAAACUCGUUGGGGAGCACAGCUGCUCGGGUGGCCACA